Molecule: messenger RNA, 4074 nt
Organism: Punctularia strigosozonata HHB-11173 SS5
Lineage: Eukaryota; Fungi; Basidiomycota; Agaricomycetes; Corticiales; Punctulariaceae
Exons: 14
Cellular component (GO): endoplasmic reticulum membrane
Molecular function (GO): zinc ion binding
Source: RefSeq, a predicted model, not a curated record
GAUACUUGUCGGAUAUGCAGUGCCCCAGCGGAACCCGAUCAGCCUUUGUUCCACCCAUGCAAGUGUUCAGGAACGAUACGUUACAUUCACCAAGACUGCUUGACGACUUGGCUCAACCAUAGCAAGAAGAAGACAUGUGAUGUCUGUAAACAUCCUUAUGCUUUCACGAAAGUGUAUGCGCAGGAUAUGCCAAACCGGCUUCCUGCUAUCCUUGUCGUCCGUCAGUUCGCCAAGCAGACUGUGACCACCAUGUUCUUCAUAUGUAGGGGCGUUCUCGUUGCGGUGGUAUGGCUCGCGGUCCUUCCCUGGGUCACUGUAUGGACAUGGAGGAUGUACUUCACCAUGGGAGACUCAACCGCAUGGUGGAUCAGCGAUCGUUCACGGCCUGUCCCUGGCCCCGGCUUUCCUUACUUCCCAUUUUACCUUAACGAGACCACCUUCAAUCAGACUGAGAGCGGUGUCUCGAACAAUACGCUCUAUGCACGCGUCACAUCACAUCCUGUUUGGAUGGCAAUCUCUGCAGACAUCUUCGCUGGUCAAAUCAUCGCAUCGUUGAUUGUCCUCACAUCGGUCUCUGUAUUCCUUCUCCGAGAAUGGAUAGUCCAAAAUGCGCGGCCCGGAGUCUUCGAGGAGCUUGACGUACCUCUCGUGGAAGAAGAUGAAGCUGUUGCCGCAGUUAACGAACCCGCCGAAGCACCUGCGCCUGUAGACGUGGAUGCGAAUCCUCCGGAGGGUGAUUCUUCGGAAUCUGAGGGUGAAUCGCAUAUCGCGCCACACGCUAGCGAGUUCCGUAUCGACCCGUCCGGCGAUGAGGUUACUCCGGAAUCAAAUGCAGGUACUUCCGAUCCACCGCUGCACCUUGCUUCUGGGCACUACCAUUCAGGAGAGCCUUCAUUGGAGGAUAGAAGACGCGUUAUGCGUAAGGCUGCUGUGCGCCGUCGCAGAAUGGAAAACGGGGAGAGUUCGGACAGCUCUUCGUCAGAUAGUCCACCUCCGUCCAGACCUAGGCCGAAAUUUCACACCAGAUACGGACGCAGAAGUAGUUCUGAACCACGGACGAUAGGUUCAUCGCCCUCUUACUUGGACGGUACGGAGAACGAUCUGCGCCGACUGAGGCCGUUCCCACCUCCGGCUGUCCCAUCCUCCAGUACACUACGAUCGCCCGCCAGUGUGCCUCGUCGCCCACCGCUUCCCACAUCCGGCCGAUCGUCCAAAGUCAAUACACCUUUAGCAUCUCCCGGCUUAGCCACGUAUCGUGCUCCCGAGGAUCUCGCUGCUGGACCGUCGGACUACUUUAACGAAGAGGCGAUGCCCAGCGAGAAUUUGGAACACGAACAUCACAAGUAUUUCAAGCAGGCUGGCAGUAGCUCCGAUAGUUCAUCCUCUAGUACGGGAAGCCUAACAGUGGAGGAGUUGGAGUUCGACGAACUAUCUGACAGCUUUCCUUCGCUCGACUCCCUGGACACCGACUCAGUUGACGACGAGAAUGAGCCGGAGGCCGAGAUCGGCGAGGAGGACGUGUUCCUCGACGAUCAACCGGCGCAUGCGGACCUCGAUCGCCAGAUCCGUGAGGAUCUUCCCUUAGGUGAAGCCGAAGGACCUGGUGUAGAGGGAAAUGAGGACUUCGACGCCUUCGCGGAAGAUAACGACAUGGAUGGUGCCCUGGAAGUAAUUGGUCUCCGAGGACCCAUAUUUGGAAUCUUCCAGAAUGCCGCCUUGGUUAUUUUUGUCCUUGACACGAUAAUAGGGCUCGGAAUAUGGGUGCCGUUCACCAUCGGCAAGACCACUGCGCUCCUUACGUUGGAUCCUCCGCGCCUGCUGAAGGUGCUACAUUUUCCGAUCAGGGUUAUACAAGUCUUCACCGAUCCCAUUCUCGAUGCAUUACUGUUCAUCGCCAGCCGCGUUCUGUUGCCUUCAGUAUGGACCGCCCUCUCUGCGUGUGCUCAAGCUGUUGGUCGGAUGUCCGUGGCUCUGAUGAGUGCGGCCUUCGGUGACUCCGUUACUUCCAAGGCUACCGAGUAUACACUUGCUGUUCCCAGCAACGGUGGUUCGAGCGCUUCCAUAGGUCGUGGACCUUUGUCCCUGAUUGAUUGGAUGUUCGAAUCGGACGUGCAAUUAGCGCGUUGGGCAGAACCCCAUUUCGCUGCUUUAGGCAGACGUGUUCGCAUUGGCGCCACGGCGGCGGCAGCUAUAUGGGUGCGCAUGGCUUUGGGCAAUGGACCUCUGGAGAAGAUUUUCGCUACGAUCCUUGGCUAUGCAGUCGUCGGACUGCUUCUAGCAAUCUACCUCAACAUGCUCACUGCUGGGAACAUGCGUAACGCUGGACGAGCAAUUCGAAGUACCAUACGCCAGCAGUUCCUGAUCAUUAAGGUUGCCGCAUUCAUAGUAUUCGAAUUGGUCGUCUUCCCGUUCGGGUGCGGUCUUAUGUUGGAUUUAUCGAGCAUAUGGCUCUUCCCUCGUUCGAGCUACGAGUCACGAUGGAUCUUCUUCUGUGCCCGGCCUAUCACAGCGGUGUUCUAUCACUGGGUCGGGGGUACCAUGUUCAUGUACCACUUUGCUAUGCUCUUGAGCGGUUGCAGGGAUAUCAUGCGUCCUGGAGCCAUGUGGUUCAUCAAAGAUCCUCAAGAUCAGAAUUUCCAUCCUAUACGGGAUAUACUCGAGAGACCCACACUAACUCAUCUACGUAAGUUGCUUAUCAGUGCAGAGAUGUACUCUGCAGUGAUCGUAGCUGGGGUUGGCUCUGUUGGAGGAUUCAUGUGGAUGUGCACAAACGUAUUACCGAUUCGAUGGAUGCCUCAAAACAAUCUGAGUGAAGUACCUAUCGACCUCUUGGUGAUGCUAUCAGUCCUUCCCUACACAAUGCAGCACUUCCGCCCAUCUAAGCCCAUCAAAACCGGCGCUUCGGCGCUCUGGAAAUUCCUCUCGAAGAAGCUCCGAUUGACGUCCUACAUGCUGGGAAUUAGGGUGGCUGACGAAGAAAUCACUCCUGCGUACUCAGCAUGGACGCUGUUCGAGAGCUCUCAGAUUCGCGCCGUGGAUCUGAAGGAUGGCGGCUUCCGGCGUGUCCCGGCGAGCGACCACAUCGCAUUGGCCCGCGACAUGCGUGGUACUGCCGCCGUCGACGAGAAUGGAGUACCAUUAACCGAGGUCGACUCAAGGAUCAUACAAAGCCAGAACGCCGAAGCGGAGAAGGCAGGGCGCCAGAUAAAAGACGACUAUAUGAUUGUUUAUGUCCCGCCUCACUUCAAAUGGCGUCUUGCUCUUUUCGUCCUUGGCCUUUGGACUGCUGGCGCUGCUGCUACAACGGCAGUCAUAUCAUGUCCGAUCAUGCUGGGACGCGCGGUCUUCAAGCUCGUCAUCGCUGAGGAUGUCCAUGACGGAUAUUCAUUCUUCCUCGGGUUUUACCUCCUAUACGGCUGUUUUGUUGUUGGCCGCGCCUUCGAUCGCAUGGACAAGAGGCGACAGAGGGCGUGGCCGGACGACGACGAGGUUUCCAGCGCACCGCGAAGUCUCUACGUUCUCAAGCGCACGCUCGUUUGGCUGGCACAAAUCUUGUACAUGGUUGCGUUUUGCGGCUUCAUCUUGCCCACACUGCUUUCUUUGGUCGUCGAGGUCUACCUCAUCCUCCCCAUCCGAUUCUCCAUGAAUUCCAAUUUCAUCCCACGCGUUAGGCUCAUCGACAUGUGGGCCCUUGGAUUAUUGUACACUCGGAUUGCCCUGAAGACACACCAUCUUCACUCCCGCACUGGCAUUGCUCGUGGUCUCCAGAAGAUCGCGCGUAACGGUUGGACAAGUCCAGAUCCGUGGUCGGCGACCGUAGAAGUCAUCGCUCCGGCCUUUGGUGGGCUUGCUGGCAUGCUCCUUCUACCGGCGCUUGUGGUCCUGUCAUUCCGCAAGUUUUUAGACAUGCAAGUAGACAAUAGGUUCCUUCUCAUGCACGUCUUCCCUGGCAUCUUCGCAGCGGCUGGCUUAUACCGCACAGCCAAUUCUCUGAACGUUUUGUUCGCGAGCUGGUCACAGACGAUACGCGACAAUGAGUUCCUGGUCGAGAUGCGACUGCGGAACAUGGAACCG